UUUUAUUUUAUUUUAUUUUUUUAUUGAAAAGUGAUGAAAAUGAAAAACAAAACGUUAAAUGUACGACAUUUUUUCUAAAAUUUCAUUGUUCCUUUACUUUAAAAUCAGCAAAGUAUAGGGUGGUCAAGAUAAGAUGGAGCAUUAUUAUGGGCUAAGCCUAUUAAAGAGGUCCAUGUUAUUUUGGCCAAAAUAAACACUUUUCAAUUUUUUAAGUUUCAAAAAGGGCAUUUGGCAAUAUCCAAACAUAAUUUGUAAAAUUUAUUGAAAAAUAUGCAAUGUGUUAGCCCAGCUUAAAAAUUUUAAGACCGACUUUAACAAAAAAACGGUCAUAAAACCAUAAGACCGACUUAAAAUACGACUUAAAAUUUAAAGCCCGACUGAGUAGUGAAUUCCAUUUUCUAGGAAAAUCGAAUAUUUUCAAGCAUUUCGAUGAAAUUUUCUUGAAAAUUCGCAAACUUUUCUUUUUUUUACUUUCAAAUGAAUUAAUUUUUAAUUAGAGACAUUUUUAAAUGAUUUAAUUUAUUCAAUGUAAAUUAAAUAAUCAGACUUAACAACACUUAAUUUAAUUCAAAAGAAAAGCUCGCUGAAAGAGACCUAAAUCGCUAAAGUUUUUUUUUCAUUUUCCUUGCCCCCAGACACAUGGUUGGGAUUUAAGUACAUAAAUUUCCAAAUAAGUCUAUCCAGUCAUCUUUAUUUGCUAUAUAUGGUGCUCUGCAGUGCAACCUUGGCAAACAUCCAAAAAACCAAAUGGCAAAGAACUAUUAGCAACAAUAUUUUUUAGCACCUCACAGUGCUUUAAUCCUUCUGCGAACAAGCUUUGGGGAGAAGCAAAGCAGAAAAUUCUCUUCUCCAAUUUUUAAUUCACUCAACUCUGUGUGGGAUGAAAAAAAAUCUUUCUUAUGGUGCUUUUUCUCAUUCAAGCACUUCACACCGAGGAUUCCAUUUAUUUUAUUUUCUUUUUUUUUUUUUGUGCUAAUUACCAAAUUGCACGCAACGAUCUAGUCAAUUUCUCAAAUUAGAGCGCUUUCAGUGUGGAAAAGGAGCCGAAUUCUUGCUUUUCUUGGCGCCAAAUGCAUUUUCUCGAUGAUUUUCGAAUACUUGCGAUUGAAGAGAUAUUAAGUUCUUGAUAAAAAAAAUGGCCAUUUAGCUAUUUUGUUAAUUUAGUUAGGAAGUUAAAGAAUUCACCAGUUGAAAUUUUAUUAACAUAAUGAUAUAUUAAAUCUAUUUACAGUGAGGUUAAAAAUUAUACGAGAAAAAAUAUUUAUAAUAUUUACCUAUGUUUGUUGCCACAUAGGUGAUGAUGCAAUGAAAUGUUGCAUAAAAGUGAGAAUUUAUGAUAUUUUUGUAGGAGAAAUUUUAAUUUUUAUCAAAGAAAAUUUCCUUUGAAAAAUAAAUUUCAUUUUCUUAAAUUGAAAAUUACUCAAAAAAAAUCUUCCUUUUGAGUCCCUUCCGAGGGAGAAAUGGGAGAAAUCUUUUCGUUUAAGUAUUUUUAGAAAUAAAAAAAUAGUUAUGUUAAUAAAGAAUUUAUUUUAAAUAAGGGAUGGUCACGUUAUUUUGGAAACUCUACAGGAACAAAAUUGCCAAAAUGUGAGAAUUUCAAAUAAUUUUUUUGAGCACAAAAAUUAUUUUUCAAAAUUGAAAAUACUGAAUUCUGAUCAGUUUUUGGCCAUUUAACAAGAGUGCAAGCAAAUUUCGAAUUUUUGGUUUCAAAAUUGGCUUGAAAAUCGCUCUUGAAAGUCCCCGAGUUUCCAAAAUAACGUGACCAUACCUUAGAUGAGAGAUCUUUCAAAAAAAAAAUAAAACCAAAAAACUAUUUUCUAAAGACAACCCAAAAUGCUGUAUAUUUGUAACGAAAGAGUUCUUGUAUGAUAGAAAAUAUAGAUAAAAUAAAAUAAAAGAGUUAUAAAAUGUAGAUAAAAAUGCCAUAGGCGGAUAAAGAUUAAAAGUUAAAGAAACGUGUGGAAAUAUGAUGAAAAAAUCAAGAAGAAAAACGUUUGUAAUUGUGGAGAAAUUCCCAUUGUCUAUAGUGGAACUAUAUAUAUAUAUUCAGUAUAAAGAGAAAAAAAAAGGUCAUGACAUAUCUUCAAUGAAGCAGUUUGUAUAGUAAAAAAAAGAAAGAAAAGAAAUAUUUACUAUUUAAGUAUUAAUUGUGCAUUUUGCAGUUAUGUAAAUUUAUAAUCGGAAGUAUAACUUUAGUGAGAGUGGGAUAAAUGAUUUGGAAAAUUACUGUGAGAGAUUUUGUGAGAAUAAAAGAAAAGUGAAUAAUCGUUUUUAAAUUUAUCGAAAAGUAAAUGAAGAAUUUCAUAAAUAUCAUAUAUUUUUCUACUGCAUAUUCUCUACUUUAGCAAAAACAAAAUGGGAUGAAGAGGAAAAUUAAUGAAGAAAAAAUACAACGUGUUAUUGUAGCAAAAGAGGAACAUAUAUUAAUUUAUAUGAGAGAAUGAGAAAUUUUUAUCUACACAUAAGAGACAGACAGGAGAGAAACAAGGGAGUGCGAGCUUGAAGACGAAAAAAAUUCAAAUCCUUAAAGCUCAUUUGAAAAUCUUCUGUGGAAAUGCCUCAAAAUGCUAUUGAUUGCGUAUAGCCACUUAUAAUCGGAUUAGUGAGAAUAAUUAAUUAUUGAUAUUGUUGCAGGUGAUGAUAUUCUAUGUCCUAUGAUGGAAUUGUGUGGAUGUUAGUAAAAUUUGCAUAAAUCAUUCAACAUUCCGUACGUUUUAAUUGUUUUUCAUUUUGUGCACAAUUUCAGUAUCACAUGAACUUUUUGCAAAUACAAAAAAUAUAAAACUGUGCCAAAAGUCUUAUUAAAAUUUGCACCACUGCAAUUUGCAGCAAUUUCGAUGAAUUUCUCGCAAAACAGAGUUAAUGUUCUUUGCAAAAAAUAGAUAAGAUUGAGAUACUUUUCAAAAAAAAAAAAAAUCUGUAGGUAAAUAAAAAUUUUGGAUUAUAGCUUAAAGUAAAGUUUAAAAAAAUAUAUAUCAGAGAGAUCAUUAACCCUAUCGCGUUCAAGCAAAUUUUUAUUUGAUAAAGUAUGUUACCCAUUUUGAUCAGUCUAUGACCCAAUUGACGCAAAGGAUUAAAUUAAAAGUAUUAUUGGACAGAUUUGUCUACUACAGUUCACCUUAAAACAAAUCUAAUUAAAAGACAGACUUGUAGUUAAAAUCGCUGUCUUAUACAUAAUAUUUUAGUCAGAUAUGUAUGGCAGGAAUUAAAUAUUUCUCAGACUUGAAUUUAGUACUUGAUAGGUUAAAUUUAGUACCUACUAUUUUUUUUAAAGUUUUUUUCCUCAAUCUGAGGCUUUUUAGAACUAAAAUCCUUAAGGUUUUUCAAUUUGUAUUUAGUACUAUUUAGGUUUGAAUUUAGUACUCUUAGGCUUUUACUUUUUUAUCUUUUUAUUAAGAUAAACACCACUUAAUUGGACAGGACUUGAGUCCUAGAAUUUUAAGCUUGAAUAGGAUUUUUUUAAAGAAAAAACAUGAACAGAUUUAUUUAAGAAAAUUAAUAAUAAUUUCAAAUAAUUUCAGUUGAAGGAAUGACCUCGGCCGUAGCAUGGUGGUAGAGUCGAUGCAUUUUUCGGUGCAUUUGCUCUACCUCCGCCGAGGUUGUGGGUUCAAAGCUCGACACUGCACGGCAAUUUUUCAUAUUGUCGGAUGGCUGUCCCGCUCAUACCCACGGACAAUAUUAGUGAUAAGAGCUGAUAUUGACCAUGCUGCAAAAAACUUGUAAUUUCGAGAUCAAAACCAUAUGAAAGAUACAAUAGUAUAUGUUACAUCUCGAAUUGCAAAAGAACAAAGGGGGCACGGAGGAAAUAUUCCCACACAUACUCAAUAUGUGUGGUGGUGCUCCCCACAACUGCCGAUUUGGGAGUUGACAAUUUCUCCACCACGAGGAGAAGCGCCUCGACACGAAAAAAAAAAAAAAAAAAAAAGUUGAAGGAAUAAUUUUAGAACUUUUUUCAGAUCUCAAAUAUUAGCCAAAAAUUUUUUUUCUGGACAAUUUUGGAAUCAUACUUUACCAUUAAUUUAAAAAAAAAUCUUGGACAUACCUGGGUUGACUUCCAAAUGUUCUUCUACAAGAAUUUAAUAAAAUUUUUCGUCCAUAUGCAACAUGGAAACAUUGAAACAUUCGAUCUUUUUAUCACGAUAUUUGUUCUGAAGAUGCAUUCAGAGAACAUUUCUCAGUCAAAACGUAUUCUUUGGUCUAAUUUACGUAAAUUAAACGCAUUUCUAUCUUGGAAAAACAUUUAAUCUCAUUAAAAUUUCAUAUAAUAGAAUGUUUCACGUUUUGGUCAACCUAAGACCCAAAGAAGGCGAAAAGGUUAAAAUUCACUAAAAAAAAAAUCUCAAUCUUAUCUAUAUUUUCGCAGAAUAUGCUCUUUAUCAACUCUGUCUAGAAUAGAAUUCUCAUUUCAAUUGAACGAAAAAAAACAUAACGCAUGAAUUGCUAUGAGAACUUUAGAUUAAGUAGAGAGACUCUAAAAUUGAAAUAUUUAUUAUUUAAUUUUCUUUCAUACUAUUGGACCAUAUAAAAUCACAAUCAAUUAAUGUGUAGGAAAAUAAAUAAAUAAAAAAUGAAACCUAAUAAAGAAUCUAUGCCUUCUUAAAAAUAAAUUUAAACAAAAAGAAAAACUAAUAUAAUGACCAAUUUAAACGAAGAAACUAUAAAUGAAAAUUAGGAUUGCCAAUUCUAAAGAAAAAGGGAAAAAAUAAAACGUGUAGAAGUGUCCUCCUUGUUAGUUGAAAUUCAACUUUGGUAUUCAUGUCAUGCAACAUCACCAUAGAUGAUGUGCAGAGAAAACUUAAAGGUUUCCAUUCACUCCGACGUGGAUCAUCUUAGAGUUGGGAUUUUUUUUUUACUUUUUCAAAUGGGAAACGUGUCGUCCUCUUUGAUUUUUCAUUCUUUUUUUUGUGAGAUUCUCAAACAAGGGCAUGUGCUUGAAAGUAUGUAAUGUGUGUAGAACAUAGUUAGAGCGCAUGAGACAUCCCAUCUUGUUAAAAUGUUACACCUGUCCAAACUUAAUUGAAGACAAUGCCAAAAAGUCUUGUAAUCUGCAUCGAUCCGUUUGCAUUAGAAACUUAACAUAACUAAGCAUGACCUUACAGCAACCAAUUAUGUACAUCACAUGCACUGACUUUUGCAUGUUCUACUUGAUUGAUGGACAAGACGAAUGAAUUUUUCUUGCACCACACUAAACUUAAAUUUUCCGUUUCUGCGACGUAGUCAGGGAAAAUCUCGUAGGGACAAUUAAUUAAAAUACUUUCAUAAACCUAUACAAGAACAAAUAAUAUGUAAUACACGCCAUUCAAUCAAACAGAACGUAAAUCCCGCAGAAUUUCGCGCGAUGAUGUUGUUAAAUAGUCGCGAUGCCAUUAAGAUAAUGAAUAGAAGAAAAAAAUUCAAAAAAAAAUCUGUUGAAUAUUGUGUAAAAGAAAAAAAGGUGAAAAUAUUAUUUUAGCUGCUGUGUACAGGGACUCUUCGUGUUCAACCAUUCUCAUUCUCUCCAUCACAGGUUGAUAAGAAAACAUAAAAACAUUAAAACAGAACUAAAAGACAUAAAAAAGAGGAAAAUUCGUAUUUCCAUUUCAUCAACUUUCCAUCCAUUUUAUCGUGGCUGUCGUUGGGAUAUUGCUGAUGAUGGUUCAGUUUACUAAAGAGAAAAUUCUUUUAGCUCUGAAAAUUUUCAAAAAAGUAUGUAUUUAUUUUUAAAAUUAUUUUUUAAUUGAAAAGAAAGGAUAUUUAACAGUAAGAAGCUUGAGAAAAAUUAAUUAAUAUUUGCUUUGCAAUUUGAUAAUUAAAUUCUAUUUUUUUUUUGCAUAUGAAAGCGAUUAGGAAUAAAUCACAGAGUGGGGUGAUUGAAGUGAACAGAAUUAAUAUUGCUAUUGUAUACUUCAUGAAAUAUUCGCAAAUUUUGUAAAGUAUUCCGUUAUUCAAAUUAUCUGUGGGAACUACAAAGAAUAUUCUCAGUUUUCUCGGUAUUUUCUUUCAUAUAACGAAUUUUUCAAAUAUUCCUCAAAAUACUCAGAAUAUUUUCAAAAUAUUACAAAUAUUCGGAAUAUUCGACAAUUAGGAGCAUACAACAUUCUCAAUAUUACUUGACAACCUGAAAAUUCUUUUAAAAUUUCUUUUAGAUUUCUUUUAAAAAAACUUAUUCCUUGAAAUUAAAAAAAAAAAUGAGUUUUACCUCAUUUCCGAUUUUAAUAUUCAUAAAAUAUGUAGAAUAUUCUUAAACUGUCACGAAUAUUUAAAUUAUUCUGAAUAUUUUAUAUUUUCAUUAUUUUCUAUGAAAAUAUUUGCCACCUGUUCAUAAAGUAUUUGCUAAUUAUUCCGAAUAAAUCUUCAAAUAUUCGGAAUAUUUUUUUUACUUUAUCUUACUCUUUUUAGAAUAAUAUUAAAAAUCUUUUUUCUCAACAUUUCAAAAAAUGAAUUUUCCUUCAUCUUUGAACCACACCAGCUGCCAAACUACAGCCAUAAUAAAUAAUCCUUGUAUUAAAUCAUUGCCUCUAACUAACAAUAUAUCAAAUAAAAUAAAAUCAAAACGAAGCUAGAAAAGAAAACUGCAUGGAGUUCUUUUGUGAACUCAUUAAAUUUUUGUGAGUGUGAGUAAAAAAAGAAAGAGAAAAAUGUAUUAGAAAUUUUGUGAAUUAUGUUGUUGAAAUGCAAAGAGAAAAAAAAGGUGAAUAAAAAUGUCAAUAUAGAACUAAUCCCGAAUAUUUAUAGAUAAUGUACAAAAUGUAUAAAACCUGAGGAAUGUCUGACAAACCUAUGUGCAUAUUAUAGGUAAAGAAUAUAGUUAAAAAUUAAAGUUAAAAUAUGAAAUAAAACAUUGAUGUCUAUUUUUAGUAAUUUAACGGAAAACACUUCAUUUGCUUGCCUUAUUUAUCAAUUAAUUAAUUAUUUUUCUGUUUGUUUGGUUUGUUUUCUAAUUUUGUUUCAUUUUUCUUCAAAAAAUGGGUAUUUUGAGUAUUUUGUGGAAUUGUAGUGGGAAAAUCGCCAGAAUUCUGCAGUCGUUUAUCUUCAAUUCAACAUUUUUCAUCAGAGACUGACUCUAAAGCGUUAACCAUACUUCAGCGUCGCUAAAGAAAAAGCCGGGUUUUUUUGUUUUCUCCCUCGCACCAAUUUCAAAAUGUAUAGCGUCCUCUCCCUCAUUUUUAAAACCGCGUUUACAUCUACACACAAAUGUUUAAGCAACGUUGUUUCAGUUCCACAAUUUUCACACAGUUUCUUCCCAUUUGGCACCUCGGGAUCUUUCCUAGAGCUUUUAUAUGAACUAUUUUGUGCCACAGGAGGAGUAGUUUGAAGAAAAUGCGGAAGAUUUUGAUAAAAAAAACACCGUAUUUACUUACCUGAUUUCACACCACACACAAAUGACAUGUCACAAUUUGCCGACAUUCUCCGACUACAAUACGAUGUCAAAAUCAGGUGAGUGAAACAAAAAUUUUUUUCAUGGAAAUUCCCCACAUUUUCCUCCAGAUACUCUUCCUGAGGCACAAAAUAGUUCAUAAAAAAGCCCUAGGAAAGGUCCUGUGAAGCCAAAUGGGAAGAAAGUAUGUGAAAAUUAUGUAAAUAAGAAAGGAACUAAAACAACGUUGCUUAAACAUUUGUGUGUAGAUGUAAACGCGGUUUUAAAAAUGACAGAGAGGACGCUAUAUAAUUUGAAGUGGGUGCGAGGGAGAAAACAAAAAAAAACCCGGCUUUUUCUUUAGCGACGCUGAAGUAUGGUUACCGCUUAAUAAUCUGUUUUCACUGUUUCAGAUAAACAUUUUUUGUAGAAAAAAUUCUUUAUUUGUUUAGUUCUUUAAGUUAAAAAAAAUUCUUGAUUUGUUUUGUUUUUCUGCUAUUUUUUCAGCAUAUUAAGGAACUUUUGAAUAUUUGAGAGGUAAAUAUAAUUUAAAAAAAUCUAAAAAUUCUUGAUGAAAAAAUUCCAUAAAAUAAUUUUCAUAAAUUAUAAUAAAAAAUCAACGGAAAAUUCUCGCGCGCUAUCACAAUUUGGCAAUUGGUUCCGUGUACCGCGUGCACAACUGACCUUGACCAUUAAAAAUUUGUUUUUCGCACUGUCAAAUUUUGCCAAGUUUAUUUUUGUGUUUUCCCACCUAAAAUCACUUUAUUUCGUGCACGAGGCGCUUAGGGCAGUCACGCAGGGUACUCACGGAAGUUUUGGUGGUGUUGUGGCUGAAAAUCAAGGACUCCUUCAACGAGAAUUCGCGCGGGAACUUGUUGGGCUAUGGCAGCGGCGAACCCAUCUCCAGUGGAUGCCAGAAUCCGGGAGUACAUCCGGCGUGAUAUUCAGGAUACACGUACCAAUAGUCGCAAUAGUGACCUGGAUACGGUGCGGUGUGGCCUUGGGGAAAUUGUGGACGUGAUGAGCAACAGUAUCACGCAGAAAGAUGUUCAGGGACUCGCGGCGCGGAUAAAACGUCGCAAACGAGCCACGUCCAAUGAUCUAAUACGCCUCAGUAAAGCUUUUAUGCGCAAUUCCGACAAUAUUUCCACAUUCAUUCGCAUCCCCGGGGCACUGAAUGUCAUCAUUAAGGAAUUCACGGGGCAGGAUGCUGAUCUGAAGCUCUGGGCCACGGAGUGCCUGUGCAAUUUGUCCCUGGGUGAUGAUUUCUGCUGCGAGAAGGUUGCCCUCUUGGCGGGAACGUACCUCCUGGCGUAUGUGAAGAGCUCCAAUAAGCACCUGGCACGCCUCUGCCUGUGGGUGCUGUGCAAUCUCGCUUCCGGUGGCGGGAAAACCCUCAACACGCUCAUGUCGCAGGAAAUUGUCCGGGAGCUCGUGGCAGUGGUGCAGAAUGACUUCGAUGAGAACAUCAAGAAUGAAUGCCUCAACUGCCUGGAGCUCAUUGUAUCCCACGAGGGGCAUGUCCUCAGUGAGGAAGACAACAAAAUCAUCAUUCACGCUGCCACAGAGGAGAAGAACCCACAGACACUCGGUGGCAUUCAGCUUCUCUACAGAUACCUCUCCGGUAGGGAUUUCCAGCUCCCUGAUCUUGUGGAUCUCACCAAGAUCAUCCACUUCUGCACACAGCACCUCACAAAUUUCCCCACAAAAGCCCCAACGAGGGACAUCGCUCUGGGCUUCGUGCUCUACGCCAUACGCAUCCUUGGGAAUUGCACUUCUAUCCAGGAGGAUGCAGCACACAUCUUCCUGCAGAGAUUCCAGGAGAAACCUCUCUCAGAUACCAUCAAUCACCUGCUGGAGUCCACGAAGCAAGAUGAGGUCACACGGGAGCUCCUCUGGUUCGUUGGGAGUCUCCACAACAGCUCCUACCCCGUUGUCAGGCAAUACCUCGAACGAGAUAGCCUCGUUCACAACACUCGCUUCCCAGUCAUCACAUCCUUCUGAACAAAAUCCUUUCGAAUCAUUAUUCUGUAAGUUCUCUCUCUCUCUCUACUUUGAGUUUUGUUUGAAAGCUUUUUCUUAAAAAAAAAAAACAAAAAUAUUCAUAAAAGACGUUGUUAACAUUUUUUCUCAACAUGUUCAAAAUAGUCAUAAAACGAAUUUUUCGUGAAUUUUUGAAAUAAAUAUUUCCGUAAAAA
Lutzomyia longipalpis is the source of this 9534-nucleotide messenger RNA. RefSeq lists its product as uncharacterized. The transcript has a single exon. NCBI's taxonomy places the organism in Eukaryota, Metazoa, Arthropoda, Insecta, Diptera, Psychodidae. Bases 8219 to 9340 code for a protein of 373 amino acids. The record is from RefSeq and is a predicted model, not a curated record.